Molecule: messenger RNA, 531 nt
Organism: Psylliodes chrysocephalus
Lineage: Eukaryota; Metazoa; Arthropoda; Insecta; Coleoptera; Chrysomelidae
Source: the annotation of a GenBank genome assembly
AUGACUUGUAAGCGGCGUAAUGGAGGGCGCUCCAAGCAUGGUCGUGGUCACGUAAAGCCAGUUAGAUGCACAAAUUGUGCUAGAUGUGUCCCAAAAGACAAAGCUAUCAAAAAGUUUGUUAUCCGUAACAUUGUAGAAGCCGCUGCUGUAAGAGAUAUUACUGAAGCGUCAGUAUAUCAAGCUUACGUACUCCCCAAGCUCUACGCGAAGCUCCACUACUGCGUAUCCUGCGCUAUUCACAGUAAAGUAGUACGUAAUAGAAGCAAGAAAGAUAGGAGGAUUAGGACUCCGCCCCAGAGAAACUUCCCUGGUCGCGAUAACAACAGGCCUCAACAGCAAGGUGCACCCAGAAAGUAAAAUGUUCCAUUUGUUUUACAAUAAAAUAAAAUAGAAAAUCUCAAUUUGCUGUUUUUAUUGAAGUUAUUUUCUCCAGCUAAGAUUUUCUAGAAAAUAUUUCACUCUUUUAGGGAUAAAAAUUGUCUUCUAUUGUACCCAUAUUUUUUUCAAAAUAGUUAUCCAUAUGAAAACAAG